AUGGACAAUCUUCUCAAGUUGAUUGUAAGUGUUAUAUUUUCUGUUUAUUUUAUCAGAUUCUGUAAUGGAGGUGAGUUAAUAGAGUCCAAGUCCUUUCUCAAUUUUAUUCUUGCUAUUGAUCCAAACAAUGUACUACGAAUUGAUCGGAAUGCUUUAGUGCCUUACCCUUGCUACUACAAAUUACAUGGUGUUAAGUGCAAUACACGUACCCGUGAAGUCAUAGAAAUAAGGCUUGAGAACAAGAAUCUCAGUGGGAUAAUCGAUGCAGAAUCACUCUGCAAACUCUCAAAAUUAAGAGUUCUUAGCUUAGCCGGGAACAAGAUUCAAGGGACAGUUCCUGAAUCGAUAUCAACGUGUAAAAGUUUAAUUGUUCUUGAUCUCAGCAACAACUUUCUUAGUGGUAAUUCAUCAGUACUACUGCAGUCUUUGACAAUGCUCAAGAACCUUAAAAAACUGAACAUUUCUAAGAACAGUUUCACUUUCUCACAAGUGUUGAGAGGUGUAACGAUUAAAGAAUCUACAUAUGUGUUAAAUGGUAUCGCUCCAUCUUCAACUGCAGAAAGUGACAAUACAAAGACAAAGAAUUAUCAUAUGAGUUUGAUAUUUUGGGUCCUCAUAUUUCUUGGGAUUGCGCUUGCCUUAGUGGUUUUAUCAUUCUUGUGCAUGAGAUGUGUUAGAAGAAAAGCGAAGGACAAGGAGGUUAUAAAAGAAGUAGUUAAUUACCCGUCUCCUCGAAAAACUCCCUCAGCUGAGGUUGUAGAUGGAGUAUGUAACACUGAAGAGAAAAGCUCAGAACUUUUCUUUUUCAUGGAAUCCGUUGAAAAGUUUACGAUGGACGAUCUUCUUGAAGCAACCGCAAACUUAAGAAAACAAGGCCUUUGCAGUAGCCUUUAUAAGGUACAUAUCAGUGGCAGUGGUGUCUUCGCAGUCAAGAGACUGAAGAAACUACAAGUAGGGUUCAAGGAAUUUAGCGAAACAAUGGAAAAGAUAGGGAACUUGAAGCAUCAAAAUGUACUUCCACUUGUUGCUUAUUACACUAGCAAUGAAGAAAAAAUGCUCAUCUACAAAUACCAGAACAAUGGAAGUCUACUAACCCUUUUUGAAAAUUAUGUAGAGGGGAAAAGGAAUUUCCCAUGGAAACUAAGGCUGUCAAUUGCAGUUGGCAUAGCGAGGGGUUUCGCGUACAUAUACAGAAGUUCAAAGAAAGGCAAUGUCAUUCCUCAUGGCAACAUCAAACCAUCAAACAUUCUGUUAAACGAAAAUGAAGAGCCGUUAAUAAGUGAGUAUGGAUAUUGCAAGUUCAUUGACCCCAACAAAAGUUGCCUCUACAAAGACAAUGGUUACACAGCUCCUGAGGAGACCUUAACAGAAGGAGCUGAUGCCUAUAGCUUCGGAGUGAUUCUACUAGAACUGCUGACCGGUAAAGUUGUGGAGAAGACAGGAUUAGACCUUGUUAAAUGGGUGAAAUCCAUAGUGCGGGAAGAAUGGACUGGAGAGGUGUUUGAUAGUGAAGUUGCCAACUUUGAAAUGUAUGCUUUCCCUCUACUAAAUGUAGCACUCAAGUGUGUGGAUCGUUUGCCAGAGGAGCGGCCUACUAUGGCAGAGAUAUUCGAGAUAAUCAAGGAAGUGGUGAAUGAUCAAGAAGACAUUUCUCCUUCUUCCAUGACUUCUUUUGAAUCCACCCCUGGUUCAAUGAUAAUGCCUUUUAGUUUGAGCACUUUUCAUAGAUGAGAAUAUGAAAUGAGCUUAAAUGAAGAAGUGGGGAUUCAUACAGCCGACCCUAACUUGUUUGGGAUUGAGGCUUCGUUGUUGUUGUUUGUAUGUGACAUUAAUGGUUGUUGCACUAGGGUAUUCAUAAUAUGUUGAAUUCUUACUAGGCUCUUUCAAGUUAUUUUUCU
Messenger RNA from Lycium barbarum (goji berry), 1898 nucleotides. RefSeq names its product probable inactive receptor kinase At2g26730. Gene Ontology annotation, biological process: protein phosphorylation. Bases 1 to 1731 code for a protein of 576 amino acids. NCBI's taxonomy places the organism in Eukaryota, Viridiplantae, Streptophyta, Magnoliopsida, Solanales, Solanaceae. The transcript is spliced from 2 exons. Gene Ontology annotation, molecular function: protein kinase activity; ATP binding; protein binding. The record is from RefSeq and is a predicted model, not a curated record.